UCUGAAGUCUGAAGUCUGAACCCCCGUCGAACACGGAACACCUACCGCGCAUCAGAACUCCCAUUUUUAUCCUUCUCUCUCUGCCCAAACCAUAUGCAUAUGCAGUCUUAUUCCUAGAGGAAGCGGAAGCACACGAGCAUGGCGAGAUCAUCUCUCAAACCCUCCUCUCUUCGAUCUCGCCCCCUCCUCUCCUCUUCUCCCCUUUUCCCCGCGAGAGCCCCCUCGUCUCCUCUCCACCACGAUUCGCGAUCCUCGGAAACCCUAGCGUACGACGUGAUCCAACCCUCCGACCAGCGCUUUGACGCCACCGCGUUGGUCCUCCACGGCCUCCUCGGCUCCGGACGCAACUGGAGAACCUUCGCGAGAAAUCUCGCCUCUGAGCUCUCCAAGCGUUCUCCAUCGGAUGAAUGGAGGAUGGUUCUUGCGGAUUUGAGGAACCACGGAAGAUCAGCUGGAAUUAGAGGGUUGGAGCCUCCCCAUGAUAUGGUCAAUGCAGCAAGAGAUUUGGCAAAUCUGGUGAAGAGCCAUGAUUGGAAUUGGCCAGAUGUUGUUAUUGGACAUUCAAUGGGUGGAAAAGUCGCAUUAGAAUUCGCCGCGAGUUGUGCUCGUGGGGACUACGGGGAAUCCGCCAUCUUACCCAAACAGCUUUGGGUGUUAGAUUCAGUCCCUGGAGAAGUGAACUCAGAAGACAGUGAUGGUGAAGUCGAAAAGGUUUUGCUUACUCUCAGCAGUCUUCCUUCGUCUUUUCCAUCACGCAAGUGGGUCGUCGAUCAUAUGCUCUCUCUCGGGUUUUCCAAGUCACUCUCCGAAUGGAUCGGCAGCAACCUAAAGAAAGAAGGUGAACGAGUGACGUGGUCUUUUGAUCUUCACGCCGCUAUUGAGAUGUUCCAAUCUUACCGGAAAAGAAGCUACUGGUCUCUACUUGAGCAUCCUCCAAAGGGCUUGGAGAUUGCGAUUGUGAGGGCAGAAAACAGCGAUAGAUGGCACCCUCACGUACUUCAGAGACUCGAGGCCCUGGCAGCAAAGGAAGAAGUGGCGGAUGAGGGCAAGGUUACGCUUCACGUUCUUCCUAAGUCUGGGCAUUGGGUCCAUGUGGACAACCCUAAGGGACUACUAGAAAUAAUGGUACCUAAUUUCAUCUCAAGUAGUUGAAAUCAAGGCUUUAAAUGUCCGUCGGCACGGGUCAUAUCCACCGUGCUAUAUCAUGCCAGCAAGAUAUCGGCAUGAUACAGUUCUCGUGCCGAUGGCACAGUUCAAAAUCCUCAAUUUUUUAAGAUAGUACGUAAUUUUCUCAAUACAAUUAAAAAUAUUUGAUAAAAAUACAUAAUAAACAGUUGGAGUAUUUUGUUGCUAAAAAAAAUAAGUAGUUCAUACCAUCAUAUCCUGGCAUGCUUGUAUUUUUGGUGAUCGGCAUGCAUCGGCAUAAUCUGGCAUGCACCGUGUUGUACCAUACCAACAAGUUUUCAACAUGAUUCCGUAGCACUGCACUUUAAUCCUUGGUUGAA
Messenger RNA from Ananas comosus (pineapple), 1505 nucleotides. Its product is annotated as protein ABHD11. The coding region runs from base 139 to 1152 and encodes 337 amino acids. Lineage: Eukaryota; Viridiplantae; Streptophyta; Magnoliopsida; Poales; Bromeliaceae. The transcript has 5 exons. The record is from RefSeq and is a predicted model, not a curated record.